Molecule: messenger RNA, 219 nt
Organism: Triticum turgidum subsp. durum (durum wheat)
Lineage: Eukaryota; Viridiplantae; Streptophyta; Magnoliopsida; Poales; Poaceae
Source: the annotation of a GenBank genome assembly
AUGCUCCAUCAGGUGCUCCUCCUCCUCCUGGUAUGCACAAGCUCCAAUUCGUCGAGAUGCUUCGCGGAGGCCCACCAGACUCACAUGACGACGCUGGCCGUCCACAGCCACCACCACAGGCCGUUCACAGCCACCACUCAUGGCCGUCACAAAAAACACCCCAAAGUGCAGACCAUACAUGAGGACAAGGGCGAGGAGGAGGCAGCAGGAAAGAGCUAA